UCAAAUGGCUAUAGACUCAACAAAUGUUGAUUUAUUAAUAAUUAUUGGUUCUUCUUUACAAGUUCGCCCAGUUAGUCUAAUCCCCUAUAAUAUUGACAAUUCAAUACCUCAAAUUUUAAUUAAUCGAGAAUUGUUACCUAAUUAUACAGCAGAUGUAAAAUUACUUGGAGAUUGUGACAAAAUACUUUGUUUAUUGGCGAUGAGUUUAAAAGGUCAAAUUUGUGAAAAAAUGAUUCAAGGUUCUAUUUUAAAAUUUUUUGAAGAGUUUAGGUCCUGUUUAAUUUUUUUAUUGGGCAGCCCAUCAGUUGAGUCCGAUUUUGAUUUUCCGACUGACAAUGAGCCCAUUUUCAUCCGUUGAGCGGAUAUUAUGGAUAGAGAGGCCAAUUCCUCCAGCUGCAUCCUUUUUUUGGAUUUCAAUCUUU
This is a messenger RNA of Meloidogyne enterolobii, 422 nucleotides long. Lineage: Eukaryota; Metazoa; Nematoda; Chromadorea; Rhabditida; Meloidogynidae. The record is from the annotation of a GenBank genome assembly.